UGCGGCUGAGUGAGUGUGACUGUGAGUCCACAUCUGGAGAGGAUAGAAGAGCGAUUUUUUCCUCCACAUCUGGAAAUCUAUUUGUUUCUAUUUCCUGGAGCCCUGAUUCUGAGUGAGAGCGCAUCGAACCCGGAUUCAGGUGAUGACUCACAUGUGGACCCUCCUGUCAGCCCUGCUGCUGGGUUUGUCUGCGGCCGAGCCUCUGAGCAGCCCUGAGGAAAAUGCAAAUGAAGUCCUGAAGCCCACAGAGGAGAUCACACAGAUCCAGGUGGUUGAAAAUGCAAUCGGAUAUCUCAGUGAACCGACGCCGAGCCACACGCCCACCACGUCGACUUUCUUGACAACCACAAAUUCUCCGAGCUCCAGUCCUGCCCCUCAGUGUCCAGGAAACCAGGUGAUGCUGGAGAGCAGCUCUGGAUGUGCCUGUCCUGCAUCUGGCAUGGUGGAGGUUGGUGACAACUGUACCUGUCCUGUGGGCUUCACUCUGGACGGAGCUGCUGAGUGUAAAGAUAUUGAUGAGUGUGGGGGAGAAGGACCAUGUGGUCUGUAUGCCAGCUGCACUAAUACCCCCGGCAAUUACUCAUGUAGCUGUCUCCGUGGUUACCUGAUGGGUGCUGGAGGGUGCCAAGAUAUAGAUGAGUGUGCUCUGGCUGCAGUGACGGGUCUGCAGGCCUGUCAGGGGGAGGCUGAAUGUCAGAACACCCCUGGUUCCUUCACCUGCUCCUGUCCUGCAGGAUAUGUAAUCGCCCUCACUGGAAAAAGCUGCGUGGAUGUGGACGAGUGCAGCUUCGAGGAGCUGUGUCGCCGGGAGCUGGGAAACGUGUGUGUGAACACUCCUGGCAGCUUCACAUGCCAGUGCCAGCCGGGCUUCAGAGCGGAGGCGCCCGCCUGUGUCGAUGUGGACGAAUGUACGGAGAGUCCUGCGGUGUGCGAUGGUCAGAGUGUGUGUGAGAACACGCUUGGGAGCUAUAAGUGUGUUUGUCGACCAGGUUACCAGGGAAACGGCACACACUGCGAAGAUGACAACGAGUGUACAUUUGGUCGUCACGGGUGUGAUACCAACGCUCGCUGUGGCAACAUCAUUGGCUCGUAUUUCUGCCAAUGUUACCAGGGCUUCAAUGGGGAUGGAUACUCUUGUUUUGACAUCGAUGAGUGCGCACUGAACAACGGCCACUGUGAACACAACUGCACCAACGAGGCCGGAGGCUACAGCUGCCAGUGUGGGUCCGGAUACCAGCUGGACCAGGGCGGACACAACUGCACAGAUGUGGAUGAGUGCUCGACGCUGAAUGGGACCUGUGAGCACAUGUGCAUCAACACUCUUGGAUCGUUCCAGUGCUCCUGCAGGCCCGGCUACCAGCUGCACAUCGACCGCCGCACCUGUGUGGACAUUGAUGAAUGUAAACUCCAGAACGGCGGCUGCUCCCACUCCUGCACCAACUCUCCAGGAGGACAUGAUUGCCACUGCCCUCCCCCUCUGCUGCUGGACACGGACAACCACACCUGCAGCAAUGUUUCAUCUUGUAAGCUGAGAAAUGGUGGGUGUGACCACGUGUGCGCGGUGGGGGCCGAGGGCCGCGUCCGCUGCAGCUGUGGAACAGGCUGGAAGCUGGGCGAGGACCUGAGGAGCUGCGUGGAUGUGAAUGAGUGCGGGGACUUUACAAACGGAGGCUGUGAGCAGCUCUGUGUGAACCACCCUGGUGGGUUUUACUGCGCCUGCAGGGAGGGGUAUGAAGUUCGCACCGAUGACCUCACCAAGUGCCAGCCUGUGUGUGACCCUAGCUGUCAGAACUACGGUGUCUGUGUGGCUCCAAACAGCUGUGACUGUCCUCCCGGAUACCCUGGUGUGGGCUGCUCAGCCAUGUGCUCUCCGCCCUGUGCCCAUGGAGGAACCUGUAUGCGCUGGAACAAGUGUUUGUGUCCUCCCGGCUGGACCGGAGCAGGCUGCCACACAGCGGUGUGUGAGUUGCCCUGUGCUAACGGGGGUCGCUGUGUGGAGCCUGACACCUGCCAGUGUCCAUCUGACUACACCGGUCCCCAGUGCCUUUUGCCCCUGUGCACUCCUGCCUGUCAAAGUGGUGGAAGAUGUGUGGAUGUCAACAAAUGCGCAUGUGUUGAUGGAUGGCAAGGAGCGCGCUGCCAGAUAGAACCUGUUCAGUGUCGGAAACCUUGUAAGAAUGGAGGAGUGUGUGUGGGCCUCAACAGGUGCCGCUGCGCCAAAGGAUUCACUGGGAGCCUCUGUGAAACAGCGGUGACCACACCCUGUGUGCCGCCCUGCCAACACGGCGCCACCUGCAGUCCUCACAACACGUGCACCUGUCCAGAGGGCACCGCAGGCCUGCGCUGUGAACGACUGACGUGUCCUGUGGUCACCACCGUGGUCAGUAUGGCUCGAGCGGUGAGAAAGGCGUUCAGGGAGAGUUACGUUGACCGCUGUGGACCCCUGGGAGUUCAGCUUUGCACUAAAUACAGGAUAAACCAGGCACGUGUGUACCUGCAGGCCUACAGGGUGGGCUACAAGAUCCAGUGUCCGCAGAGGAAGGGCAGAUGAGCGGUGCUGUUUGAAACCUGCUGGUCACCAGGACACGUCAGCCCCUCAGACAAGAUUUUGGACCGAAACUCAACUGUAAAACUACAUGUAACUGAAUCAAUGUGAGGUUGAUGUGGCUUCUUUUAAAUCAAGUCGAUAUGUUGAAAAGAGAAAGGGGACGUGAUUGUAUCAUCAAGGCUGUUUAUUUGGUUUAACGAUAUAUGUUGACGAGUAUCUUUAACUCACUAUUGUACACCAUUAUUUACAUUUCAUGAGAAAGAUUCCGUAGAAUGUAAAAUGUACAUUAGAUGUUUGUAAUGUUUAUAUGUGGCAGCUGAGCGUUGUUAAAUUUACAUUUGUUGUUUUUUUCUACAAAAUGGUGUCAGUAUUACUUAGGUUUUUACAGUAAACAACAAACUUUCAGUGAAAGGUUGUGGUUAGUUCACUUCAGGGAAUAUUCCCAAUAAAAGAAACAUUUUUGAAGUAAAUGUCUUGGACUUUAAACCACAGUUACAAUAGAAUCUCGCAAUAAAAGAACUCGGCCUGCUUGUGUGCAUUAGUAUGAGUAUGAACUGAUACAGAGGAGCAGUGUUGUGUGACUGUACGAGACAUGUUAUCAUGGUAAUACUGUUAUCUAACCUCUUAUCGCACAGUGGCUCAUGACCUGCUUUAAAUAGAGAGACUUUUAUCUACAAGCAGGUGAAAGGCCUCUGACGCAACCUCUAGAUCCAGGUUAUACUAGAGCAGCACACAUUAGAGCACAUAUACCUAUCGUGGCUGAGAUGUCGCACACAAGCGCAUUAAAGGAAAAACACGGACGCAAAAGCCACACAACUGAAACACAACUGCAGCGUAAGUGAGUGAGAAUGGAAGCUCCAAGCAUGUCAUUUCAAGCAGCGACUGACUUGUCCGGGUUUUCAAAAAUGACUGACUCAUACACCCACAGUAAAUGACUGCCUGUUUCACUCUCAGCAUCUGUUGUCACACACUUCCACUGUGGCUGUGUUUCCAUUUUGUGUCUUUUGCAUUUGUGUUUCCCAUGAAUGCACUGGUGAGAGAUGUCUCAAACCACUGUACACACCUCUACUAAGGCUAAACAUCCAUGAUGAACAUAACUGUCCAGUUCUUAAAGUAGGAAUGAAGUAAAGAAAAAAAUGCAGUGUUCUGAUAACCUCAAUGAUUUAUUUGUCAUAAAAUAUAUUGUAAGAAAGUAAAAAAUGGAUCUUACCCUUAA
Messenger RNA from Hippoglossus stenolepis (Pacific halibut), 3764 nucleotides. RefSeq names its product neurogenic locus notch homolog protein 1. The transcript is spliced from 22 exons. The record is from RefSeq and is a predicted model, not a curated record. Bases 143 to 2551 code for a protein of 802 amino acids. Gene Ontology annotation, molecular function: calcium ion binding. Lineage: Eukaryota; Metazoa; Chordata; Actinopteri; Pleuronectiformes; Pleuronectidae.